Messenger RNA from Bactrocera dorsalis (oriental fruit fly), 4383 nucleotides. RefSeq lists its product as uncharacterized. The transcript is spliced from 3 exons. Gene Ontology annotation, biological process: DNA integration. The record is from RefSeq and is a predicted model, not a curated record. Gene Ontology annotation, molecular function: nucleic acid binding. Bases 1 to 4383 code for a protein of 1460 amino acids. NCBI's taxonomy places the organism in Eukaryota, Metazoa, Arthropoda, Insecta, Diptera, Tephritidae.
AUGCAAGCAUUAGGUCUGAACGACUAUCUCAACGACCCUAUGCUAAUCAAUGAGUUGCUGAGUAAACUUCCUGGAGAUAUGAAAUUAGACUGGGGUCGUCGUCGAAUGACCAUCUCAAGGGUAGAUGUCGUGGCCUUUGAUGAAUGGUUAUUUGCGCUGGCUUCAUGUGCAAGCCAGGUAACGCCACUUAAUGAAACCAACGGUAACGCUGCGGAAGAAAAGGUGUUAGGAAAGAGCAAUAGGCAAAGAGUUUUCGUGCACGACGAAAUCCCAAAGGAGCUUAGCCCCACCAAAACGCGUAAUGAGGAAACUAAACAUUCCAUAGCUUGUUCUCUGUGCGGCAAAGAGCACAAUCUUGCCGAUUGUCCAAACUUCCUAGCAAAGAGCCGAAAUGAACGUUGGCAGUUAAUCAAGGACAAAAGGCUAUGCAUUCGAUGCUUUAAGUCCCACAUGGUUAGACGCUGCACCUCUAAGCAAGUUUGCGGGGUAGAUGGAUGUAGAAUGGUGCACAACCCACUACUACAUAGCCAAAAUGCUGCAGCUAAGACUAGUCGGGUAAAUACAAUCCUAGUUCAUCAACCAUCAUGCACGUUGAUGGACAGUAAAUUGGCUGAGCAGCUAGGUCUCGACGGCCCUGGUGAAGACUUGUGCUUGAGAUGGACGGGCGACAUAACACAGCAGGAGGUAAACUCAAAGGUUUUAAACUGUGAAAUAUCUGCAAGAGAGAAAAAUUCUAGGCGAUAUCGUAUGCACAAUAUUCGAACAAUCACUGACCUUGAGUUACCGCAACAAACUCUCAACGCAGACACUUUAAAUGAGCACAAACACCUGAAGUCAUUGCCUAUUCUACCAUACACCGACUGCAAAGCGCGAUUAUUAAUAGGAUUGGACAACACGGCUAAACUUUGCGUACCUGAGGAGGUGAGUCAAGCUGAAGGUGAUGAUCUAAUAGCUGCGCGUUGUAAAAUAGGUUGGUCAGUAUAUGGUCAGGAUAAGUCGGCAUAUCAGCCAGACGAAAAUCUGUUCCACGUUUGCACCUGUACUAAAUAUGAUCAGCUUGAUAACUUAAUAUCAAGGGCAGACGAGCGUGCUUACCACAUAAUGGAGAAAACAGUUUUGUAUGAUGCCAGUGUUAAGAAAUGGGAAACGGGCCUCUUGUGGAAAUAUGACCACAUUGACUUGCCCGACUCCUAUCGAAUGGCAUAUAAUCGUCUCCAAUGUCUGGAAAAGAAGAUGGAAAAGAGCCCCGAUCUGAAGCAAUAUCUUGUUGGGAAGUUAAAUGACUAUCUCGAAAAGGGUUACAUAAGAAAACUAAAUGUCGAGGAAAUAUCGAAAGGAGGCAAAUCUUGGUUUAUUCCAAUAUUCACAAUUGAGAACGUUAACAAAAAUAAAUUGAGAAUCGUGUGGGAUGCAGCAGCUAAGGUGAGUGGCACCAGUCUGAACGACGUAUUAUUGAAAGGACUCGAUCUUCUAAGAUCGUUGGUAGGUGUCCUAUUGAGAUUUCGUGAACGACCAGUGGCCAUCUGUGGAGAUAUUCGUGAAAUGUUUCACCAAAUUAGGGUGAGAGCGGAAGAUCAGGUAGCACAGCAGUUCCUGUGGCGAAACGGCGAUAGUAGCAGACAUCCCGAUGUAUUCGCUAUGACCGUUAUGACGUUUGGGGCAUCGUGUUCCCCAUCUUUGGCAAACUACAUAAAAGAUAAGAACGCUCUACGUUUCCAGAAGACACUACCAAAUGCUGUGGCAACAAUUGUCGAAAAUACGUUUGUGGACGAUUGGUUGCAUAGUAUGGAUGAUGAGGAAGAAAUGAUUCGACUAGCUACUGACGUCCGCUUCAUCCAUUGUGAAGGUGGGUUCGAGAUGCAAAACUGGUUGUCGAAUUCUAAACGAGUUCUGCAAGCGCUCUCAAGUAAGCAUGAACCCGCGAAUAAAUGCUUCAUAGAGCCAGGAUCAGAACUUCAAAAGGUUCUUGGUAUGUGGUGGUUACCAACCAGUGACGAACUAACCUUUGUUCACAGGUUCAAACCGGAUAUCUUCAAUGAAUCCACUUUUCCAACGAAACGACAAAUGCUUCGAGUAAUGAUGACUAUAUUCGACCCUUUGGGUCUGUUGGGGUUUAUUGUAAUUAAAGCAAAGAUGAUAUUACAAGAUGUGUGGCGAUCGGGCGUAACUUGGGAUGAGCCUGUACAUGAUAAAGAACGUUCCGCUUGGUGGCAGUGGCUGCGAAAGCUACGCUGUAUUGAUAAAAUCCGUAUUCCAAGGUGCUACACUUUCGCAAAUCGCAGCAGCGAUAACCAACUUCAUAUCUUCGUUGAUGCUAGCAUAUCAGCAUAUGCUGCUGUGGCCUUUCUUCGUUCAAGUAUGGGCGACAAAGUUCAUUGCUGUCUCGUUGCCUCCAAGACACGAGUUGCUCCGUUGAAGCCAUUCUCAGUGCCGAGACUUGAGUUGAUGGCAGCCAUCUUAGGACUUCGUCUAGCUAAGUUCAUAAGAAAGGAACUCUCCAUACAAAUUAACCGCCGGAUCUUCUGGUGCGAUUCGAAGGAUGUCCUAUAUUGGAUUAGGUCUGACGCCAGAAAAUUCAACCAGUUUGUAGCUGUGCGAAUUGGCGAAAUUCUAGAGGAUUCACAAAUCAACGAGUGGCGGUGGGUACCAACGAAGGAUAACGUAGCUGACGAUGGUACAAAAUGGUACAAUAAUAUGGAAUUAAACAGCUCUGGGAGAUGGUUUACGGGCCCUGAAUUCCUAAGUCUAUCAGAAACUCUCUGGCCAACAUCCGAAUUCAAAGAGCCACAAGCCGUAGCAGAAACUAUACAGCACGUAACAAUUGAUUCUUCGAAAGAUAUUGGUGAUACGCAACCAGAUCCUACAAGGUUUAGUAAGUGGGAGAAAUUGCGCGCUGUACAGAUGUGUGUUCUUCGUUUUCUCCGUUUGACUAUGAAGAACACCGCUAGAAAUCCAGUUACUCAAACAAUUAUUUCCGAUAGCACCUGUAAAAGUGCAGAACUACUUCUCUUCCGCAAGUGCCAGGAAGAAUGCUAUGGCGCAGAGUUUGAUCAAAUAAAAAAAGGCGCGGUAAGUCGAAAAGGCUCAAUCUACAAAUUUUCUCCAUUUAUAGACAAGCUGGGACUGCUACGCGUAAAGAGUCGGAUCGAAGAAGCAAGAGGAGUGACAACAGAUCUCAAACAACCGAUUAUACUUCCCCGUAACAAUAUUGUUACUCAUUUGGUCACAGAUUUCUAUCAUAGAAAGUUCCAUCACCUCCACAACGAGAUAGUGGUAAAUGAGAUGCGUCAGCGAUUCUGCAUUAAUGGUCUACGAGUUUUGGUGCGGAUGAUAUCAAAAGUAUGUCAACAAUGUCGUAAUCGGAGAGCCACACCGAAUCCACCAGAAAUGGGAAAGUUACCACCAGAGCGUCUCGCGUCAUUCACUGAUCCUUUCGCUUAUACAGGAGUGGAUUAUUUCGGACCCUUCGACGUGACGAUUGGCAGAAGGCAUGAGAAGCGUUGGGGAGUUGUUUUUACCUGCAUGACUAUACGUGCCGUACAUAUUGAGAUUUCUUCAUCGCUAUCUACUGACUCAUUCCUCCUUGUUCUGAAAUUGUUUAUAUCACGACGAGGAGUUCCUCGUCGAAUCUUCUCUGACAACGGCACUAAUUUCAGAGGCGCUAGUCGCAUUCUAGCAGAUGAAAUCGAGAAAAUAUCAUCUGGCACACUAAUAGAAAAAUACCCCGAAAUUGAGUGGACUUUCAUACCACCAGCAUCACCACAUAUGGGCGGAGUGUGGGAGCGCAUGGUACGAUCUAUAAAGUCAGUAUUGAUGGACAUAUUACCAAAAGAAGGUCUACGAGAGGAAGUGCUGAGAGCAACUUUAGCCGACGUCGAAAAUAUUAUUAACAUGCGCCCUCUUACCUACGUUCCACUGGAAUCAUACGAUAGCGAAGCAUUAACGCCAAACCAUUUCCUUCUGGGAAAUUCAAGUGGCAUAAGAGAGAAGGGUGAUUGCGAUGUUACCAAUCCGUCGCUGCUAAAUAAGAAAUUUCGCACAUCUGGUGAGUUGGCUGAUCGAUUUUGGAAGCGAUGGAUUCGCGAGUACUUGCCAGGCCUGACAAGACGGGCAAAAUGGUUCGAAAAAACCCCAGAGCCCAUCGCUCCCAAAGACGUCGUAAUAAUUGUUGAUGAAAACAUGAAAAGGAACACUUGGACAAAGGGAAUAGUUAUGGAUGUCAUAAAGAGCAGCGACGGACAAAUAAGAAGCGCCGUAAUCAAAACUUCCAACGGCUUAAUAACACGGCCAGUAGUGAAACUUGCGCGCCUAGAUCUGAAAGUGAACCCCACGUCAGAGCAUGGAGAUCACGGAGGGGGGAAUGUUAGCGCGCAACAACCCUAA